Molecule: messenger RNA, 1848 nt
Organism: Nicrophorus vespilloides
Lineage: Eukaryota; Metazoa; Arthropoda; Insecta; Coleoptera; Silphidae
Gene: Vps45
Product: vacuolar protein sorting-associated protein 45
Exons: 1
Coding region: 115-1791 (558 amino acids)
Biological process (GO): vesicle-mediated transport; intracellular protein transport
Cellular component (GO): Golgi membrane
Source: RefSeq, a predicted model, not a curated record
UGUCACCAUCAGCUGUCAAGAAAAUUUAACACUUGUAGCAAUGACAACAUUUCUCGUAAUAUUUAAGUAAAAUAGUAAAGUUUAAUUUAGAUAACUUUAAAAAACUGCAUCAAAAUGAACGUUAUCGAAGCUGCAAAGGCGUAUGUAAAUAAAAUGAUAGAAGAAAGUGAGCCAGGAAUGAAGUUGCUGCUCGUGGAUAAAGAGACUAUAAGCAUCAUAAGUAUGGUCUAUGGUCAGUCAGAUAUACAGCAAAAGGAGGUAUUUCUAGUUGAGAGAUUGGAUGCGAACAAGCCAACCCAAGGACCUAGCCUCAGAUACCUAAAGUGUUUAGUUUUCAUUCGUCCUACUCAGCAGAAUAUUGAACUGCUCUGUAAUGAAUUACAGAACCCAAAGUAUGGAGCUUAUUACAUAUAUUUUACCAACAUCUUGGCCAAAGCUGAUGUUAAAAUCUUGGCUGAACAUGAUGAGCAAGAAGUUGUUAAAGAAGUGCAAGAAUAUUACAUAGAUUUCUUAGCUGUCAACCCACAUCUGUUCUCACUUGGAAUACCAUACUCCAUGACUAAUUCCAUCUGGUAUGCUCCAGCUUUGCAGAGGUCUGUACAAGGAUUAUUAUCAAUUCUGUUGUCUUUGAAAAUGUGCCCAUUGAUUCGUUAUCAAGGCAACUCAAAGCUUUGCAAGGAUCUAAGCUUCAGAAUAAAAGAAGUCAUUGAUAAGGAAACCACCCUAUUCUCAUUUGGCCAAAACGGAAACGCCCUGCUUCUGAUACUGGAUAGGAGGGAUGAUCCCAUCACACCUUUGCUUAACCAAUGGACAUAUCAAGCAAUGGUUCAUGAGCUUUUAACUAUUAACAACAAUCGCGUGAAUUUAUCACAAGUCCCUGGGAUCUCUAAAGAGCUGUCAGAGGUCGUUCUAUCAGCUGAACAGGACGCUUUCUAUGCCGAAAAUUUAUUUAUGAAUUACGGAGAGAUUGGCCAGAAUAUUAAAGAUUUGAUGGAACAAUUUCAGAUCAAAGCCAAGGGACAUCAAAAGAUCGAGAGCAUUGCCGAUAUGAAGAACUUUGUGGAAACAUAUCCGCAAUUCAAGAAACUGUCUGGUAACGUUUCCAAACAUAUCACAGUCGUAGGAGAACUGGCUGCAAAUGUGACAAAGUAUUCUUUGCUUGAAGUAUCUGAAAUUGAACAAGAAGUUGUUUCACAGAAUGACCAUUCUGGACAUUUACAGAAUAUUAAAAAGAUGAUAAAUAAUAUGUCUAACAUAAGAGAUGCAGAUAUUGCCAAACUAGUCAUGCUAUAUGCCCUAAGAUACCAUAACCAAAGUAACAGUGAGACAAACCGAUUGGUUGCAAUGCUGAAACAAAAAAGUGUCUCUGAAUAUUACAUAAAAGACAUCUACAACAUUCUUGAAUAUGCAGGUACACAUUCCAGGCAGAGUGAAUUACUCAAUGUUGAGAAUGCAGUUAAAAUAACAAAGAGAUUCUUCAAGGGCUUGAAUGGUGUGGAAAAUAUCUACACACAGCACAAACCAUUGCUUCAUGAAACAUUAGAUGCUCUCUUCAAAGGACGUUUGAAGGAAAAUCUUUAUCCAUAUACCAACCAGUACCAAACCAAUGGACGUCCACAGAAAGUGAUUGUAUUUGUAGUUGGUGGAGUCACCUAUGAGGAAUCCCUUACAGUCCACACAUUCAACAAAAACUUCCCAGGCAUUCAGAUUAUUCUUGGUGGAACUACUGUCCACAACUCCAAAAGCUUUUUGGAGGAAGUGGAGAGGUCCAUCAGGAACAAACAUUCCUAAAUUAUUAAUUAAACAUUUUAUUUAUGUGUGAUGUAAAUAAAAAAUAAGAGUAUAUGU